Camelina sativa (false flax) is the source of this 989-nucleotide messenger RNA. NCBI's taxonomy places the organism in Eukaryota, Viridiplantae, Streptophyta, Magnoliopsida, Brassicales, Brassicaceae. The record is from RefSeq and is a predicted model, not a curated record.
AAUUAUGCGUUUGCAUGUUAGUCUGCAAAUAAAAUACUUUAAUUAAUAAUAAGUAUAAUAAAAAAGAUUUUUAGGAAUCUUGCUUAAUUAAAUCGAAAUAAUUAUGUAAAAUUUGGUCCUUUUUAUACAUCUCUUCCAUUUCUCCUCACCUUCACAACUCUCUGUACUCUCAUAAUCUCUCUCACUCUUGAGUCUUGAAACCUAAAGAAGAAGAAGCAUUCUCAAGAGAAAGAAAGAGAGAGAUAUGGGUUCCAAGAUCGUCCAAGUUUUCUUGAUGUUGGCUCUAUUCGCCACUUCAGCACUCGCUCAAGCCCCUGCUCCUACUCCCACCGCCACUCCUCCACCACCGGCCGCCACUCCUCCUCCCGCAACUCCUCCUCCAGUUGCAACUCCUCCUCCAAUGGCCACCCCACCACCAGCCGCUGCCCCAGCCCCAACCACCACUACACCACCUGCCGCAACCCCAGCCCCUGCCACUACCCCACCAUCAGCUGCUCCUUCUCCUGCUGAUGUUCCCUCCGCCUCUCCACCAGCACCAGAAGGUCCCUCCGUGAGCCCAAGCAAUGCUCCAGGACCUUCAGAUGAAGCAGCUGCCCCAAGCGCCGGUUUCUCCAACAAGGCUUUCUUCGCCGGAACCGCCUUCGCCGCUAUUAUGUACGCCGCCGUUUUGGCUUGAUAACUUCUUCGUUCGUUCUUUUUUUUUUUUUUACAUUUUCCCUCAAUUAUUUCAAAUCUUUGGUGUUAUGUGAGAAUUUGAUUUAUAUUUUCGUGUUUCACUAUUUUUCAUCGUUACAAUUUUUUAUUAUUAUGCUUUCGGGUAUGUCGGAACGUGGAAAAAGUAAUUAUUAUCUUGGUGGAUACUAGUGGAAUGUUGACACGUGUAAUUUACCAUUGGAAUGGAAAGGGGGGUUUCAUAUAUUAUGUGAUCUAUACGUUAAUAUGUUAGAGGUGGAAUCUGUUUAUGUGUAUAUCCAAAUGCUUAAAUAAUU